GCAGCUGACCGUGAUCCAGCAGUUCAAGAUCGACUGGGGUGAGCCUUUCUCGAGCAUCCUGGUGGCCUUGGAGGUGAUGGCAUUUGAUAUGGAUAUGAUCUCUAUCAGCUGCGUGGCACCCAUGGACCCCGUGAUGAAGUUCACCACACGAACGCUCCUUGUUCUGGUCUUCUUUGCCGUGGCAGCAAUG
Symbiodinium pilosum is the source of this 190-nucleotide messenger RNA. The record is from the annotation of a GenBank genome assembly. NCBI's taxonomy places the organism in Eukaryota, Dinophyceae, Suessiales, Symbiodiniaceae.